GAGCCAUUAAGAGUCUUCCCACGCUAAGUGUGGGUUGAAAUCGCCCGCUUCCUCCCUCCCCACCCCAAAGCCCACCACCCACCACGAAGACUUCUGUGCAUCAGUCUUUCAAGCAUUUAAAAAAAGAGAACCAGAGGAACCGAAAAGAAGAUUUGGGAUCCUUUUUUUGUUCCACAGCUUUCCCAGAGAAACCUGAAGCUGUCCUCUGGCCUAUGGACAUGGCCAUCUAAAGACCGCCUCCUCCAAAGACUCUAGGUGGUGUACAACAAUACUACUACUACUACUACUACUAAUAGGGCAAAUGUCUGGAGAAACAGAUAAUUGAACAGAAACUGGUGGAGGAUAGGACAGAAAUGGAGGCACAGAGACUUCCUGGUCUGCCGGUCUCCCUUGGUGAUCAGCCAGUUCAGAUCUCUUGCCUUCAAGCAGUCCCAGCUGCAUCAAAUCUUUCGCUGAGUCCAGUGAUUCUUCAGCCGGAACAAGCACUUUCCCAGACAAUAUACCUGAAAGCCCUGACCAUACCCCUGUAUCAGCCCCUCCAGUCAGAAUGCCCUCGGCCAAGUGGCCAGCUACCCAUGGGCCGAACGCAUAUCAGCUUAGAGAGCAGUCAUAUGCCUUUAAUCCUGAGCCCGUUUUUACAUUCAGAGGGGACCGAUAAACCUCAUACAUUUCCUCAGAAGCACCCUCAGACAAUAAACAUAGUGAGUGGUUUACCAGUUUUGCCACAAUCUUCUCCAUAUACGCCACUUGGAAGCCCGGGGAAAUCCAAAAGUGCUGGGAAGUACCUCUGUAAACAUUGUGGGCGUGAUUGCCUGAAGCCGAGUGUUCUGGAGAAACACAUGCGCUCACAUACGGGGGAGAGGCCCUUUCCUUGUAGCACAUGUGGCAUUGCCUUCAAAACUCAAAGUAAUCUGUACAAACACAGGAGAACCCAAACACAUGUCAACAAUGCCAAGUUGCCCUCCGAGUCUGACAGCAGCAGCCCGCUAGAAGAGAACGAGAAGGUGACUGAGAGGGCUGGAUCCCAACUGGUGACAAAAGACAAAGACAGAAACGGUGAUCAUACAAGGGCAGCAAUUAAACAAGCGGUUUCAGAAUCCACCGGUGUACUUGCCAGUGAGAAGCGUCCACAUGAAGUGCCAUUUUCUCCAGCAAAUGCUUUAUCCCGUGUGACUGAAAGCCAGUGGGCAACGACUGACAGCUCCUACAAUGGAGGAGUAAAUCCAAGUGUCCUUGAGAAAGAAGCCAUGAAAGAUCCAGGAAACCCGCUCCAGAGGAGGAAGAUACAGGAGCAAAGAUCCCCAACUGUUGGCAGGCACAGCCAGCUGCAGAGGCAGCAAGCCACAUAUUCGGACAAGCUCUGGGACAGCAGAUCUCCCGACUACAAGCUGAAGAAAUGUGAGAGCACAGACUCAGGGUAUCUGUCGCGCUCCGAUAGCGUGGAGCAGCAGAUGCUGUCUCCUAGCCCGCUGCACAGCCUUUGUGAACACAGCACGGAGUUCGAAGGUGAGACUGCCAUCAGCCAUCUCAGGUGUGCUGCAGGUUAUAGUUCAAAAGUGGAUUUGACUGAGAAGGCAACAUUAGAGAAAAAGAAGUUAGAAGAGCACAUCUCAAAACUAAUCUCUCAGAAUAAAGCAGUGGUGGAUGAUAGGCAACUGGACAACGUUAGGCCCAGGAAAACAGUCUUGUCCAAGCAGGGCAGCAUUGACUUGCCAAUGCCUUACACCUACAAGGACUCAUUCCAUUUCGACAUACGGUCUCUUGACAUACACAGGAAGAAGAACCUUCCUCUUUGCUCAGCCAAAUCUACCUUCACACCCGCAGAGAAAUCCAAGCCACUGUUUUUUCACUCUGUCCCCACUCAGUUCUCGACAACGACAGACUGUGUGCCAGUGACCAGAAGUAACUCUUUGCCUUUUGUUGAGAGCUCAAGAAGGAUGCAGGACCAAGUGGAUAGUUCAAAAUUGUCUUCUUUCACAAGAAUGCCCCCAAGCACAAGUUGUUCUGCUUUGUUGCAUAGCAACAAGUUUCCUGCAAGUACGGCAGAUUUUCCCAACAGCCAUCCCCGAGCACUGGUCAGGCAGGUGGCUGUUGAUGACUUGCUGCUUAGUAACUUGACUGAAUCUUCUUGUUCUGCGGAAGAGAUGAAAGGUUCCAAAAGGCCUGGAGCCAGAGGGGAAGGUGCGAAAACAAAGGGCAAGAAACCCAGUCAAAGGAAAUUAAAAAUGUUCUCUCAGGAAAAAUGGCAAGUUUAUGGGGAUGAGACAUUUAAGAAAAUCUACCAAAAAAUGAAAAGCAACCAAACGACCAAGAAGCAAAAGGGAAAUAAGGUAACAGAGAUGUCAGUCUUGCACUCAGAUGCUAAAGAAACAGCUAGUAAUGAGGACAUUGCUGUGCCAAGGAAUGACAGAAGUUCCACAACUAGGAAUUUGGUUUCCACAACCAGGAAUUUCCCAGCCUCAGUAGGAAUUUCUACUAAACUAGAGUCAGAAGGUCAUUCCAUUAGUAGCCUCAUAUCCCAGAGUGUUUCCUCACAGGAGAGUUCCAGCAGCUUUGCAGAACGAAUGGAGACAUCGUAUUCAGUCACUGAUGGUGCACACAGCAGAAUGAUGGACACACGGCAUGGGUUGAGCCAAGAGCCACAUGGCAACCAUCAAGAACUGCCUUUAAGUACCGGUUGCGAACUGAGAUCCCAGCUUGGUCAAACCAAAAGCCAAGAGAAUCGUACCCCACUAAGCACUGCUAGCCUGCAAAGGUUUGAUCAUGGCUUCGAGGAGGAGAAAUGUGUGCAAGGGGAACUGAUUAAGUUUGCGCCACUAGCUGAGGAUAUUGCACUCAGCAAAGGAGAAGACGCGGGUGGAAAAGAAAGCUCCCAGCUUGCACAGGUGACCUCACCACUAUAUCACUGCAACAUUAGCAAGCUUGUGCAGGAAUCCCAAAAGUUACCCUCAGAGAGGAAAAAGCUAAAAGUGGAUGAGCUGAAAAGCAAAGAAAAUGAAGUGUUGAAAGCCGGUCCCAGCAGCUCGGCAGAGAGAAUUGUGAAAUUGCUAGACCACUGCAACAUCAUCAAUAUUGUCUCUCCGGUAUCAAAAAACCACUCCAUUACAAGAGAAAAGCAGACAUUAAUGGCAGGAAUGAAUGCACCCGUUAAAGGAGAAAAGCAGAAGGUAGUGGCAGGAGGGAACGCAUCAGCUAGCAGUAUGGAAUGCAUCGAUGCAGACCAACAGCCUACAGUAACCUCCAGUCACAGGGAUUAUAUUGCUAAUCUUACCAAUACAGCAAAUGUAUCUGCGUUUUCAUUUUCCGAACAAAUCAGGGCUGAGGUAAAGAAGGAAUAUAUCUGUAGUUCCUACAUGUUACAAAAGCUGACAGAACAACCAUCUUCCUCAAUAACAGGGACAAGAAUGUCAUCUUCAAGUGGAAACAUGACCCCAACAUCAUCCAUAGUAACUCCCCAUCCAAGGAAAAAUGAAUUUCUUCCAAAGUAUAUCCUAAAACACUCACAAGAAAGGAAUAGUACAGGCAUGCCAUUGGUUAUUACAGGAGAGCAGGAGAAAAUUCCAUUGCCAAGCACGUUGACUGAUACCACUUACCCGGCCAGUAACAAUAGGUUGCUUGGCACCCAUUCUGCAGAUCUGUUUUUGUGCCCUUUGCAACUGGGACUGACUCAUCCAACCAGAGCUAAAGAGCUAAAAUGGGAUGUGUGCUCAACUUGGAAGUCUCUCGUUGCUUGCUCACCAGCAAUCCUAGAAACAACCAGUAUCACCACCAGGGUAGAUAGGAGGUGUCCUCAUCAAAGCACUGGGCCAAAGGAGAAGGCGAAACAUGAUCCGUGUAAAGGAACAGAUCACUUACACAGCUUAGGUGACCCAAAGAGAGCACAGGAAGAGCAAACAACUGUUUGUUCAUCGCACACUCCAGCAGGGAAGAAAAUAUGCUUCACAUCAAUGUAUACAGGAGGCUUUUUAAUAUCUUCAGACAGGACAGGGCCGAGUUCGGCCCUACAGUUGAUACGCUCAGGGACCAGUUCAAUAAUAUCGGUGUCCUCGUUGGUUGAAAGGACAGCUUUGUGUGGAAAUACGGACCAGGAAACAAAGGAAUGGGAAUCGGAUGGUAAUUCUUUACCAAGGUUGCAGGACCUGCCCAUUUGUUCAGUAGAUAAUCCCAAAUGCCUUUGCCAUGCCUCUGACAUGCUUUAUUGCCAUAUGCUCUGCACGCAACAAAAGGAUGUGCGCACCCUCUCCCAAUUCAGCUCGGCUUCUCGCGCAGGAAACUCAAAAACCCCUAGUCUGAGCAUCUCUUUCCCAGCUCUCAAUGCUGAGCCUCAGCUGACUUGGUGUUGCUUAACCAGAAACCUGCCCCUGCCUGUGGAGCAAAAGGAGAAGAAAGACUCGGCUUAUUUUCCCUUGCAUAGCUGGAAGAGUGAGAAUGUCGUUUCAAAAUGCAGCCUCUCCUUUUCCAAAAUGAAAAAUACCAGGAGGACUGAUGGGGAAGGCAUGACAACUGGCACCUCAAAAAUACCGAUUUCUCAGCAGGAGCAGAUAGAGAAGCAGUACUUUUCAACAUCCAGGAGUGAUGGGCUGCUGGAAGACAUUUCAGAUCAAGACAAAGCAAAAGAAAAGCUUUGCAAAACGAGAGAACUCACAACACAUAAAGCCAAGAAGAGCCGUAAAAGGAAAAAGGUGAAGAUCAACCCAAAACGGUAUAAAGGGAGUUACGGAUACAGACACAUUCUGCUGAAAAGCAACAGGCUGAGCAAGCAGCACUGGCCGACACACAGAGCCCUGGAGAUGCCAAAGAAGUGUCAUUCCCAUCCUCACACACCUGACAGCCUUGAGUUUUGCCAGAAAUGCCUUUGUCUUCCAACAGCCUCACAAGGAAAUGACCCAAAUUUACAGCAGGAGACAACUGGCACCACAACUGAUAAAGCAGCCUCCCCUGAGAAGAAGAAUCAUAUGGAAGAUGUAAUGAAUAACUCAGGGAUCACAUGUUCAUCUCUUGGCAGCUUAAGUAGCUUUUGGCAAAAAGAUAAAGUAAACGGACAAGGAGUUUCUAAACCUGCUAAUGAACACCCAAGUGGGAGCCUCUUCCUUCAGAGAACAGCUAACACGCCAGAUAUAACAUAUUCCUGUGCAUUAGUCACUAAUGCACCGACACAGAAAGCCAGCAGACUGGAUCUUCAUUCCUUGGGGAUAAUUCAGAAAGAGACACAGACACAUGUUCACAUUGGUCAUUCUUGGCCUUCCAUUGGGACUUGCAACUUUGAAUUCAUAGAUACAGGCAAAGUCCAUCCAUGUCAUAAUGUGGGUUCAGAGGUUACUAGUCCUCUUUCCACAGAGCUGAAAAGAGGCAGCAAAAAUGUACUUUGUGUGGAAUCAAAAUGUCAAAAUGCUGCUGUCUCAGAGCCAUCUGUAUACACCACAGGAAGAAAAGAACAACCCACAGAUGGAGAUGUGUGUCCAUCUUUAAAGGAGCAGUUCUCCUCUACCUUCCAAGCUCCACGACCUGUUUUGCUUGGAUCAAAGCUGCUUACAGAGACAUCUGUUUCAAGUAGUUCAAGGCAUGUUAGGAAGACGAGCAGCUCUCCAGCCUGCCUUGAAUGUGCAGACAAGAACAGCAGUUCCACGCAUCUCGGUGGCAGGCAAGAAGAAACGCUUUGUAAAGCUGGGCUUCUGGGUUUCAAGAAUCUCUCUGCUCCUUUAGCUAGCUCUGGAAUACCAACCCAAGCUUACAAGAAACAGAGCCUGGAAAUGACGAACAAGCAAAAUCGUGUGGAAUAUGACGACACAAGCAGUGAUGAUGAAGACAGGCUAAUUAUAGAAAUAUAGUGAUGCUGUUGAAGGUUUAACACAUAGGGCCAUGACUGACAAGAAGAGUCACAGGAUCAGCUGGCCAUUGAUUUCUGAUGCACCUUAAGAGUAGAAAAGCCAUCCCUGACUUUUUCAGACAAUAGAUUAAUCUCUGCCAACAGUUUGGACUUCCUUACACAUGAGAAUGCUUUUAUGCAGAGUAAGGAAGCAGCCGGCACAUGUUUUAAAUGCCUACGGUAAGCCUACAGUACCUUAGCUUCAUGCUUUAUCCAGCUUCUGUUUUAUUACCAGCCUGUCACUUGUUCAUAGAUCAAUGGCAGAGGCCUGUUCAGGGGCACAGUUGCUGAUCUGGCAGCAGUGACCACGUCCCCCUGCUCUGAGAAGCUAAAGGUUUGAUUUCAGAAAACACGGAGGGCAACAAACUCUGGAGUUGUUCUCUCAGCUGUUCCACGCAGCUGAUUUCCAGUAACAUUUUUUCCGUUUACAAGUUUUGCAUGAGGAGAUCUAUGCCCUCAGGGCACCCCUGACAGCGUUGCCAUAUUGCUCAAGUGUUCCAUGCUUCCUCGUGACAAAACACCACAAGCAUGCCUUGCUCUGUGCCUUUUUUGCUGAGAUCUGUUUGGAGUACUUUAUAUUUCCCCUCCCCAUCUGAAGGAGUGGGUGUUAACGGUCAACACUGCUGAGGUUUUUGAAAGAGGAAUCCUACAAAUUCUGGCUUCCGGCUCAGGCAGGCAGCACACUCAGGGCUAGUUCACACGAUCAGGAAGUGGGUGCAAGAAGUAUCCUGCCCAAGUUUGAGAGCGGUGCAUGCUCCCGGUUUGUAAUCAUGGGCACGCGAAAAACAGGGUAGGAGGCACAGGCAGUGAUCAUCUACUAAAUGUCAGCUGGAUUGGAGGGCAACUGUACCCAGCUGUUUAAUGAGGCAGGAGAAAAAGCCCUCCCACCCAACUGAUGCUUACACAGGAACAGAGUAAGCCGCCUUAUACUGAGCCAGACCACUGGUCCCUCUAGCUCAGUAUCAUCUACACUAACUGGCAGUGGCUUCUGCAAGGUUUCAGGCAGGAGUCUCGCUCAGGCCCAUCUUGGGGAUGCCAAGGAGGGAACUUGGAACCUUCUGCAUGCAAGCAUACGGAUGCUCUUCCCAGAGCAGCCCCAUCCCUUGAGGGGAAUAUCUUAUAGCAGUGUUUCUCAGCCACCAGUCUGUGGACCGAUGCCAGUCCAUGCUGGUCCAUGAGGAAUUAAUCCCCCCACAAAACCAUUUUGAGCUGGUGGGGCCCCCUGCUGCUGGGAGCUCUCCAGAGCUCAUUUCUAGGCAGGCAGCCCUCGCUGCUGGGAUAACAUUCAUUUCUAGGAAGGUAAAUGGGUGUUCUCUCAGCAGCAAGGGCUGCCUGCCUAGAAAUGAGUGGCAGCACCCCCCACAGCUCAAAAUUGUUUUGGGGGUGCCUAGGGAUGGGGGCAAGGGUGGGGGCAACCCCUUUACUUACUGCUGGUCUGGGAAACUGUGCACAAAGAAUGUACCAGUCCAUGACUCCAAAAACGUUAAGAAACACUGUCUCAUAGUGCUCACACAUCACCUCCCAUUUAAAUGCAAACCAAGGCAGACCCUGCUUAGCAAAGGGGACAAUUAAUGCUUGCUACCACAAGACCAGCAGACGAUCAGCGCCAAUGCCUACCUUGCCUAUGGCCACAAAAUGGAAGGUCGCACAGCUCUCGAGUUUGGGUAGGAAGCGUGUCCUAUCCAAUUUGUGACCGUGUGAACUAGCCUAUAGUUUUGUUCACCUGACUGAUAACACUGAGCUUGUCCUCUCUAAAGCUGUUUAUCCAAAUUAUAUAUACACUCUACUCCACCCCUCAUUUUUUGUGCUAGUGUGAUCUGAGCACGCAGUUAGCAGCAAAACACCUUUUGCCGAAAAACUCAGGAAUUCACCAACUUCCAUGUCCACAAAGUCCAGCUGAUCCAGUUGCAUUUGCUUAACACAACAAUUGUUACACUAAUUUGAGGGGAUGGUAAGUUUAGAACUCAAUUGCACUGCUGUAUUAUAGUCAAGUUUUAUAUUUAAAUUUUCAUGAGAGUUUUGGAGUAUUUUUUAAUUUUGUGCUACAGGGUAACAGAGAAACUUUACUGCAAUGCAAAAAAUGGCUUCUCUGACCAACAGAUCGAUCGUGAAACUGGGAACAAGUUGAUGCCCAAAUCACAAGGGUUCAAAAGUGCAGUACAAGUUUCACAUUUUUAAGAUUAGAAUGACCCAAAUCAAAGCAGGUCUCCCUUCUACUAAACAACAUAGUUAGUACCAAAAGCAACCAAAACUUCUGAGGUUCACUGAGAAGGGUUUAAAUGCUGGCAUUUAUAUUUUUUACUUUACAAAGUUGGUAAUGACAUUAAGAGUUUUGUACAGAUUCCUAACUUUCUAAGUGGGUCAUCAUGGGAAACCAACAGGCUCAAACUGCUUUACAUUUCUUAGAAUUAGACCUGUGGGACAGUCUACCGGGCAUGCAUCUGUGCACACUCUGUUAGAAUGAAUGGAAGGCAGGAAGAAGAUAUGGCAUCACCCAUUCAUUGCAAAAGAAGUUCUCAGUAGAUGUUCUUGGUUGAUUUUGCUUAUACCCUGCUUUUUAUUUCCAUGAAAUAUUGUGUACUUAUUAAAAAAAAGUAUUAUACUGAA
Molecule: messenger RNA, 8473 nt
Organism: Hemicordylus capensis (graceful crag lizard)
Lineage: Eukaryota; Metazoa; Chordata; Lepidosauria; Squamata; Cordylidae
Gene: ZNF831
Product: zinc finger protein 831
Exons: 7
Coding region: 354-5828 (1824 amino acids)
Source: RefSeq, a predicted model, not a curated record